Amyelois transitella is the source of this 1499-nucleotide messenger RNA. RefSeq lists its product as uncharacterized. The transcript is spliced from 3 exons. The coding region runs from base 224 to 1057 and encodes 277 amino acids. NCBI's taxonomy places the organism in Eukaryota, Metazoa, Arthropoda, Insecta, Lepidoptera, Pyralidae. The record is from RefSeq and is a predicted model, not a curated record.
UUGCGCAUUCAUUGCCACGGCCGCGUGCCCAAUAACUCGUAUUGGAAGUUGGGAGUCUACCAGUCAGUCGACUUCGCAUCGUCGAGUAAACCACGCGUUAUUAGCACCUCCGAACCAAACGACUAUGAUAACAUAAUCAAACCUGUUAAAUUGAUUAGUGAGCGAACUGUGACGACACCGAAUAUUUAGUUUUAUUUGUACGACACCACCGAAAUAGAUCAAGAUGAAGUAUUCGAUUGCAUUUAUUGGAAUAAUAUUGUGCAUAACUGCAGUUAGUUGCAGACACUAUAACGCACAAGAAAACUCAGGCGAUACAUCAGAUGAAACGGAGCACAUUACAAAAGCGAGGGAAUUCGCUGCGAAUCAAAUGAGGCAUCGUCGAAAACGCUGGCAAUCCAAUUAUGGCUAUGAUUACGCACCACCCCCACCAUACAACUUACCAUAUUAUCCCGAUAGGCGGGAUUACGAUAGAAAUCAAGACCUCAUGCCACAAAUUCUUAGAUUGUUAGAUGAAAUUUCAAAUUACAUUAAGAGACCACCUCCACCGCCGCCUCAGCCAAUUUAUGUACCUUACCCAGUACCAUAUCCAGUACCGCAAUUGUGUUCAUGUGCUGCUCCUUCAAAUGGAUCAAAUAACCCAAAUGUUAACAAUAGAUUAAGGCCUCCAUUGGAGGAUUCUAAUCAGAAUUGGGGACUCGUGGAGUCCAAUGAUGAGUCUGAUUAUGAAGAUGGUGGAGAUGGAUCACGACCUAUUUCUUUCGACCCUAUAAAACCUAAAUAUCCAUUGCAAAGACCAGCACCCAAAGUAGAGCAUGGAUCCACACAAGGAGAUAGAGACCUAAGUACCCAGGCCUCAACUGUAUCUGGAUCAUCAUCUCCAAAAGCAGCGAAUACAUGUAAUGUUGCUGUACUCUCCUGCUGUAGUGGAAAACAACAAAGGGCAUGUUUCACCAAAUUCGGAUGUGGAAUGACGUACGCAAGAGGAAACGCUUGUUCCUCGGAUUCUAUAGCAGCAGCCCUUGAUUCCUUUAAGGUUGCAUAUGCUCCAACAUUUUGAGCCAAUUUUGGGGUAUCAGCAGAGCCCCACAUAGUCAUUGUCAGUAUUCUAUCGGCUGUUCUUUGUUUUUCUUCUCGAUUAUUUUUUGCCUAGAUUGUAAAGAUAUUUUUAAUAUUGCAUUAAAUUCACACCGACGGUUUCGUACCCUUGGUAUGAAUUUAGUUUCAUAUAAAUCGAUGUGAGAUUCUUAAAGUGUCUUGGCAAAUAAGUGCAAAGAAAGCUACAAAGCGGAAGAAGGGGACAUCGCUCUCAGUGAUGCUUAGGGGACCUAGAUUUCUGAACUUUCCCACGGAAAAAAAAUCUAAUGCAGUUUUCACGUAAGAUUUGAGACUCCGAUCAAAAGAGUUUGUUUCAAUAGUUACACAACUGAUGUGUAUCAUAAUAAGUCAGUUUGCGGUCAGCACACAGGCUGCAAUGACCCGGAUAGCCAAAAGGGUUUAAA